Messenger RNA from Sipha flava (yellow sugarcane aphid), 486 nucleotides. RefSeq names its product 60S ribosomal protein L44 (gene RpL36A). Gene Ontology annotation, molecular function: structural constituent of ribosome. NCBI's taxonomy places the organism in Eukaryota, Metazoa, Arthropoda, Insecta, Hemiptera, Aphididae. Bases 102 to 416 code for a protein of 104 amino acids. The record is from RefSeq and is a predicted model, not a curated record. Gene Ontology annotation, biological process: translation. Gene Ontology annotation, cellular component: cytosolic large ribosomal subunit; ribosome. The transcript is spliced from 4 exons.
UAUCACCAAUACGUUUGCUAUUUGUUGUAGUCUCAUCAAAUCCCGUUCUAUCCUUCUUCGUUCAUCGUGUUGCUACAUACUGUUGCCAACGAUUUAGAAAAAUGGUGAAUGUACCUAAACAAAGACGUACAUACUGCAAGAAAUGCAAGGUACAUAAGGUCCAUAAAGUAACACAAUACAAAAAGUCCAAGGAACGUCAAGCAUCCCAGGGUCGUCGUCGUUAUGACCGAAAACAAAGUGGAUUUGGUGGUCAAACUAAGCCUAUUUUCAGAAAGAAGGCUAAAACAACUAAGAAAAUUGUAUUAAGAAUGGAAUGUUCCGAAUGCAAAUAUCGUAAACAAAUCCCGUUGAAACGUUGCAAACAUUUUGAAUUGGGAGGUGACAAGAAACGAAAGGGACAAAUGAUCCAGUUUUAAGCUGUACCUAACAUUUUUUUUGUUACCUUUAAGAUCAAUAUAUAAAUGCGUACUGCUAAUUGCCUUUUUA